AUGUUCUUGACAGCUCUAGUGGGCCUUGCGCUGUACUCCUCAAGCCUGCCGCUCGUGUACGGACUGGACGAUGGGUCCGGAGUGGGACGUCUUCCAGCUCUGGCAUAUAACACCUGGAAUGCCUACCAAUGCAAUAUCGACGAGGACCUGAUCGUCACCACGGCGCAGCUCAUGGUGUCCCUCGGUCUCCAAGACGUCGGGUACAACCGCGUGAACCUGGACGACUGCUGGGCCAUGAAGAACCGGACAGCCGAUGGGUCCCUGCAGCCUGAUACCACGCGGUUUAGCAAGGGCUUCAACUGGCUAACGGAUCAACUGCAUUCUAUGGGAUUCCAAGCUGGUAUAUAUAGCGACUCUGGUUGGCUGACCUGUGCGGGCUAUCCGGGCUCCUACCAAAACGAAGCGAGGGAUGCAGAGACGUUCCAAGACUGGGGGUUUGACUAUCUUAAAUAUGACAACUGCUACAUUCCAUUCGACGACGUACUGCGAGAGGGCGUUUAUGGAAAAUAUCAACGCAUGUCGGGCGCCCUUGUCAACCUCUCGAAAUCUACCGGCCAGCCACCGUUGCUCUUCUCCCUCUGUGAGUGGGGAUGGGACCAAGUAUGGUUAUGGGGUGCUUCAGUUGGUCAUAGCUGGAGGACGACUGGUGAUAUUUCGCCAAGCUGGGACUCGCUUGCCAGUAUCAUAAACACGAAUUCCUUCAUCACGCAAGCAACGAAUUUCUACGGGCGGAAUGAUAUGGACAUGUUGCAAUUGGGAAACGGGAAUAUGACCUUCGACGAGGCAAAAUCCCACUUCACCGCGUGGGCGCUGAUGAAGUCCCCGCUGAUCAUUGGUACCAACUUGUCGGCGAUCACCAAUGAGACGCUCGAGAUCCUCACUAACAAGGAGAUCCUUGCGAUUAACCAAGACCCGGUGUACGGCACGUCGAUAUCACCUUUCAGAUGGGGCGUUAACCCCGACUGGGUGAGCAAUGCUAGCUACCCGGCUCAGUACUGGAGUGGCCAGUCGCAGAACGGGACGGUGUUCAUGCUGUUGAACACCCUCGACGAGCCAGCCGACAUGACCUUCAACCUCACCGAGUCUGCGUGGAUCCGUGCUGGUAUCCAAUAUAACGUCCGAGAUCUGUGGACACAUACAGACAACGGGACUGCGAUAAGGAGUUUCACGGCGACCGCUGUGCCCCCGCACGGGGUCGUGGCGCUUUUGUUGACGGAGGCGGGCGACGAGCCGGCGGGGCUUUGGCCGCCGUGUGCGGGCGCGGCGGACAGUCAGUGUUCGACGCCGAACGGGACGCACGUGGAAUGACUGAGGGAGGUGUGUGUACUCAUGGCUCAGCACUAGGCUCGGGCAUUCUGGCAUCUUAAUGCGAGCCACUUCAAACAUGUCGUGUUCAGCGAGGUGGUCGGAUGCUCAGGUACAUGUAAUCAGAAAAACUGGUAAUAGCGGUAUUUUCAAUGGCAUUGAUACAAAAU
This is a messenger RNA of Gloeophyllum trabeum ATCC 11539, 1475 nucleotides long. RefSeq names its product glycoside hydrolase. The transcript has 18 exons. Gene Ontology annotation, biological process: carbohydrate metabolic process. NCBI's taxonomy places the organism in Eukaryota, Fungi, Basidiomycota, Agaricomycetes, Gloeophyllales, Gloeophyllaceae. Gene Ontology annotation, molecular function: hydrolase activity, hydrolyzing O-glycosyl compounds. The record is from RefSeq and is a predicted model, not a curated record. Bases 1 to 1308 code for a protein of 435 amino acids.